AUGUUCGCCUCCUCUUGCGUCUCGAAGAAGGACAUAGGGGCUCGACAGCUCAAUGAGAAGUCGGAAGGGAAAUUGGUUGAGCGACUGAAGCAUAGCAUGUGGGAUCUGUGCAAGUGGGGGAGGGAGACCUUCCCGGGCUCUCAGCCAAUCAGCUUCGGCCGUCGGAAUCUACGAGAUGUUACGCAACGGCCGUAUGUAAUUGGUGAGAAGUCUGACGGUGAGCGUCAUAUGCUAAUAACCGACAACCAGUCCCAAGGGGUGUAUUUGGUCGAUCGGCGCUUCAACUUCUACCGAAUCCAACUGCACUUGCCUAAUAAGGACCACACUGGUAUGAUCAACACGACGCUUCUCGAUGGUGAAGUAGUUGAGGAUGGUCACGAUACCGAGGAGAAGACCGUGAGGUUUUUAGUCUACGAUGCUGUAGCCGUCGAUGGGCAAUGCGUUCGGGACUUCAAUUUAAUGCGCCGACUACAAGCAUUCCUAGAAGGAGUACUCAUGCCUAGACGACAGCUCUCACCGGAGAAGAGAGCCAAUGAUGCAUUCCAAGUGUACUUGAAAGAUUUCUUCGAGGUAACCGACUGCGAUACUGUGAUGAACUUCGGCAAGCGAUUGCCUCAUGAGUGCGAUGGGUUGAUAUUCACUCCAGUGAUGCCGCCCUAUAUCGCUGGGACGUGUCGGCAACUUUUAAAGUGGAAACCAGCUCAUAUGAACACCGCAGAUUUCGCUGUCGAACUUGUGAUGGGCGAUUCAAUGCAAGAGUUUCAUGUAAAGCUCUUAGCAGCGAGUGAAGGGGUUCAAGUUUUCCAAGGGAUCUGGUUGUCCCGCAGUGGUCCUCACUGGCAAUGGCUGACCGAAAACACACGGCAAGUGAACGGAGCGAUAAUCGAGUGCAAUUGGGAUCCUAACACUUACACAUUUGUUCCAUCUGACGCUAUGCACUACGUUGAAACUGGCGACUGGGUACCAGGCGGAUGGCAGUUCCAACGGAUACGAACGGACAGGACAUCUCCCAAUGACGAGAGGGUCGUUGGUCGCGUUAAGAAAUCUAUUGCGGACUCGGUCACUUUCGAGGAGCUCAGCGAUUACAUUCAUAAGAACGCCCGAACACAGAAAGUUUGCGAGAUGUGUAAAAUGCCGAGUUGGUGGAGCAAGAGUAGUGACAGUUGUGACAGAGAAGACGAUGAUGACGCGAAGCGGCAAAAGCAGAAAUAA
This is a messenger RNA of Perkinsus marinus ATCC 50983, 1212 nucleotides long. Its product is annotated as mRNA capping enzyme alpha subunit, putative. Gene Ontology annotation, biological process: 7-methylguanosine mRNA capping. The record is from RefSeq and is a predicted model, not a curated record. NCBI's taxonomy places the organism in Eukaryota, Perkinsozoa, Perkinsida, Perkinsidae. Bases 1 to 1212 code for a protein of 403 amino acids. Gene Ontology annotation, molecular function: mRNA guanylyltransferase activity; ATP binding. The transcript has 12 exons.